Molecule: messenger RNA, 7254 nt
Organism: Scylla paramamosain (green mud crab)
Lineage: Eukaryota; Metazoa; Arthropoda; Malacostraca; Decapoda; Portunidae
Gene: Gli
Product: neuroligin-like protein glit-1
Cellular component (GO): cell surface; septate junction; tricellular tight junction
Source: RefSeq, a predicted model, not a curated record
GUGGUGGUGGACUGGUGGUAGUAGUGGCUACCAAACACCAGCGUUCGCAUACACGCAACCUGAGCUCUCACACUACGCGCUCUCACAUACGCACAUCCGAGUCAAGGGCGUGUACGCGCGCGUGUAAGUGUGCGUGUAUGUUACUAGUAUCCAAGUAAGGAGUCCACACCUUGCUCUAGUGCCGUGAAGGAGCUGAAAGGCGCGUUGAACUGAAGCUGUGAACCUGUGAAGGAUUCCCUGUUGGUGAGCAGUGUUACCUGUGAUGUGCUGCCCCUAGCGGCCAGGUGGGGAAUCAAUAACCCUGUUCCUGCGGUUUAAAUGUCCCCAAACGAGAGGGGCUUGGUGCACCAGUGAGCCAGACUCCUCUGAACCUGCAGAGAAUGAGUGUGACGAUCUGAAACGGAAUCCUCGACGAGUGGCGCAAGGCAGGGGACUCCAACGGGCGGUGCAGGUUGAGCGGCGCGGCCCUAGCCAGGCGGCGGGGAAACGCACGCGGCGGGAGUGUUUCAAAUCAUCUAGCGUGAGUCCAAAGUGCCUGAGGGAGGCCAGUGACAGGCAGGCAGUGCGACGCGCGAGCAUGGACGGUGCAGUGCAGUGCGUGGGCGUGCGGUGACGGGCUAGCGAAAUGGCAAAGAGAGACUUGAUCCCCGGAGGUAAAGUGGUCGCGGCAGGGACAGUGUGGCGCCUCCUGCUAGUGGUGGUGGCGGCGACGGGGGUGAGGGCACAGUACCGCAACGACCGCGAUCAUGAGACUCUCCGGGACAACUACUGGGAAAAUCACUACCGCAGUCAAGGCUAUUACUCCACCCCGCCCCCAAUCCGCACCCAGUACAGCUCGGGCGACACCUACUACGGCACGGACCGCCGCUACGACACGCGCUACGACGACCCCUCACAGACACGAGGGUUCGAUAACCGGUACCAGGACCAGAGUUUCCGAUACAGCGAGAACCCGAGGCUGAGUGGGAACUACCUGGGGCGUGGCAGGUAUGACGCCCGCGGCAGGGAGCGACCAGGGAGCUCGCGUGGGGAGGAGCCGUGGAACUACAGGCAAGGGAUUCUGGACAUCUGGCGGCCUGAUCUGCAGGGGGAGUUCCGGCCUGCAGAGGAGCCAGGCCUCACCCUUCCCCUGGCGGACAUCUUCGUCACCACGGACUCGGGCAAGGUGCAAGGCUUCUACGUGUACCUAUAUGACAAGCCCGGGGUGAGGCACAACGAGCGGCCCGUCAACAAGCCCAUCCACCAGCAGCGCUACAUUAUGAACGUCUCCACCUUCCUGGGCAUCCCGUACGCCAAGCCGCCGCUGCUCGAGGGACGCUUCAAGCCUCCACGACACGUCCCUAACUGGUACAGCACAUGGCAGGCACUGGACUACCAGAGUGCCUGCCCUCAGAACCUCAAGUACAUUGGGGCCUCAAAUGGCAUCAGGAACGGCAUCCAUGAGGACUGCCUCUACCUCAAUGUCUUCACACCCUCGGUGUCCAUCAAUGUGAACAACAUGUACCCAGUGCUGUUCUACAUCCAUGGUGGAAACCUGGAUCACGGGGCGAGCAAUCUGUUCCCAGGACACAUGUUGGCAGCCUAUGGGGAGGUGGUGGUGGUCACCUUUAACUACCGGCUUGGGGCGCUUGGGUUCCUCAGCACAGGAGAUGCCAACUCACCUGGUAACUAUGGCCUGAUGGACAUGGCCAUGGCCCUUGAGUGGGUGUAUACCAACAUACGCUUCUUUAAUGGCGACCGCAACAAGAUCACAGUGUUUGGGCCAGGAGCAGGUGGAGCCAUGGCAGGGAUUCUCGCUGUGCUGCCCCGAACCAAGGACUAUGUCAGCCAGGUCAUUGCUCAGAGUGGUUCCCCCCUGGCAGAGUGGGCAGUGUUGGAUGAUGUCUAUCGUGUGCAAAACACCUCCCGUGUGUAUGGCCUGGAGGUGGGCUGCACUGUUGAGAGUUCUUACAAGUUGCUGCAGUGUCUCAACCGACGUAGCUAUGAGGAACUCUCUACUGCACCCAUCACACCUGAUGUGGGGACCUUUGCCUGGGGUCCUGUUGUAGACACCAACUUCACAGUGCCAGGAGAUGAGUGGUAUGAGGAGUGGGAGGAGAAGGACUGGCGCAUCGUCCCUGAGAUGCCCAUCAACUUCUAUCAAAGAAACCACCACCACCGCAACCUUCGCUACAUGACAGGGGUCAAUCGAGAUGCUGGUGCCAACUUUGUGUUCAAUGACAACCGGCUGGUGCGUAACCAUCAUGAGGUCACUGAGGAGUUCUUCAAUGAGCGAGUGAAGGACUGGGUAAAGCACUACAACUACUCUCUCAACAUGGAAGGGGCCUAUGAUGCCAUCAAGUGGAUGUACACCUAUGGACCCGACCCACACAAUACUACACACAUCCGGGAGCAGUAUGUGAAUAUGUUAUCAGAUGCACUCUACAAGUCUGGCGUGGAUGAAAUAGUGAAGGUGCUAGUCAACUCCACCAAUAAGCAAAGGGUUCCUACCUACUACUACCUCCUCAACACCACUGUAGAGGCCCUCAAGCUGCCCUUCUGGAGAGAGAUCCCCAACGACAUUGAGUAUUAUUUCAUCAGUGGUGCUCCCUUUAUGGAUCCAGACUUCUACCCUGAGUCUGUAAGAGUGUCCCGGGAGCAGUGGAGCGAAGGCGACCGUAACAUCUCAGAAUUCAUGAUGAAAACCAUUGCCAACUUUGCUAAAUGGGGGAACCCCACCCAGACCCAGGUACAGGUGCUCAAGGUGAAAUGGGAGGAGGUGCUGGAGGGUAACCUGAGGUACCUGAGCAUCAACACCACCUUCAACACCUCCAUGCACUAUAACUACCGCCAGCCUUACAACACCUUCUGGACCACUUACAUGCCGCAGGUCAUACGCGAGUGGGUGCCCACUGUGCCACCACCUCUCAAUCCCUGGACACAGAUGAGCCAGCCCAUUGUGGCAGCCUUCUACGGGUCCCUGAUGGCCUGCGUGGUGCUGCUGGUGAUACUUUUUGUUUGCUGUGGCCUUUGGAAAUCAGCCAAGAGACAGAGGAACAAGGCCCUGGAUGAUCUCCAAUACAUCUCGUCGGACCACCUUGAGGCCCCCCAUGACCAGGACGACUACAAGGUUAGGGAGUACCUGGACAGGCUCUCUGACCACCAACUUAGCAAUGGCCAGACCCCGUCACGGCCCAUCACCCCGACUUCACGGCCAAUCACCCCAAAUACUGUCACCACCGAAGCCCCAGAGCUCUCAGAGGCCGGGACGCUCAAGAGGGGCAACAGCAACCACGAAAGUUACCGACCCAACCAUCACACCAUGGCUAAGUCUGUCGACCAACUGAACUAUCCUCGCUAUCAGCCACACAAUAACCACAAUAACCAGCCAACACAAGUCCACCUUUCCAGAUCCACAGAUAACAUUCUGGAGAGUUACCCUCGGGCCUACAUCACUCCAGACAUGGGGCCACAGCUCAAUGGAUAUGUGCAACAGCCACAGUCACAGCAGAGGAAGAUCAAUACUACUACUAAUAAUAAUGUAAACAUGACUCCACCCCAGCAAAUGAGGCCUAUCACCCCAGCUUCAGAGGUCCAUUCUGAGCCCCUGAGACGACCAUCCUAUGACUCUGCAUUUUCAACACAGCCUCUUGUAUGUGAUGAACUGAAGAAGGCUCCGAGGACUCCCCAGCCAACAGUGCGCACUUCUGUGGCCACAAUCACAUCCACCACAGGCCUUCUCCACACUGAGCUGUGAGCAAUGGGGUCUUUACUCAGGCUGUAUUUAUGCCUCCAAACUUUCCAGUGAUGUGUCAGUGCUGUGUGGCGCUUAUGAAAACACUGAGUGUAGCUAGGCUCUCAAGUUCAGUUCUUGAAUGUGGCCAAAACAUUCUGUUAGGGCACUAUGAAGGUACCUCAAGGGAAAGAGUGAAGUGGAGGUUGAGUUUUUUAUUUGAUUGUUCUCAAGUUUCCAAUUUGUUGUACACUAGUAACUUGACAUGCAACACUGAAAUGGUUGCUUUUCUUCCCCCACAAGACAAAGCUGAGUUUUCUUUCUUGUAGUGCCAAAAUCAAGUUACUUGAUUUACGGUGUUUAUGGUAUCUUAUUUUAUUAAUGUGUGAUAAAUUGAGUCACAAGGUUAUUAUUGCUGGCUGUGACAUUUAUGAAUCAGCCAGAAACAAUGGUUUCCUCUAGGAGGAUGUAAUGAAUGAAUAUUGGUUCAGUAUUCUCACAAACUAGGAAACUACUAACCAGUGGAACUGAUUAUUCAAGUUCUUUAUAAGCCUCAGUUUUGUCCCAUCAUUACUGUCAUCAUCACAAUUUUUAAAGACAGGUCCAUGAUUAUAAAGAUGAGCCUUGUCACCUGAUGGUAGCUUGCUAGCUUCACAGAUCUCUCAGAUUUAUUUGUCAGGUUCUUUCAUUUUCAUAUUCAUUCAAAGUGUUAUUAAGGUGUUACAACAAGUACCAUGUGGUGAUGACACUACUGCUGCUGCAACACAGACCAGUGAUAUACACUUGUUCCUUAUGGUAUCACAGAGUCCAAUGAAUUUUAUGUCUACAGAUCAAAGAAAUAUUAAUGUAUGUACUAAUAAACUGCCUUAUAUUAAUCAUAGACAUAUAAAGACCAAGAAUUGAGCAUGUGAUAGGUGGAGGCCUACUGCAGACUUUUAUUUUAAACAUUUUGUAGAAUAUGACAUCACUACUUUGAAUAACUGUACAUGACUAGAGGUGAGUAAAAGAGGAGGAAAAGAGAGGGAAGACAUAUGAGGCACCCAGAGCCAGAGUAAUGUAAGCAACCUUGUGGACGAAAUUAUUAUUUUUAUUGCAUUGUCUUUCCCACCAUUCCUACCAUGACAUCAGAAUGGACCCCACAAUCGAGUCAAAAAUCUAUCCAAGUGAAAUUAUCCACAGAACCUUCUUGUCAUGCUUGAGUGACAGCUAUCAGUUGCUUGGACCAGAGAGAAGUAAUUCCUUCACCACAGCAGCACAGGAAAGGCCAGGCAAUGACAGCUUGUGCUGCAAGUCACAUGUCACACCAGGACACCUCCCCACCACCACACCCACACACUUCACACUCUCCCUCCCUCCAGCCUGCUUGCUACCCUUAAACAACAGGCUGCUGCCUUAAUUUUUCUAUCACACAACAUAUAAGCCUUUCAUUAUAAUGGCAGCCAACAGCAAACCCCCUGUGGAGCCAGGACUCUCCAGAGGAAGAAAAAUAUCACUAAAAGACAAAGAAACGUAGGGGAAGCCUACACAAACUUUGAAAAUGUAUUUCUUUAUAUUCUAUUAUCCUUUACACCAGUAUAUUUUCAUAACAUUUAUUAGUUCUUUUUUUUAGUUUCUUCAAGAUAAAUGUUUUAAGCUUGUAUCAAUUUCUUCAUUUGUGUUCAUCUUAGGAAGUACUUGUAUGUUGCUUAUAUUUUUUUCUUCACAAAAUUGAUAAGUUCACCGAAAAGAAGACUUUUAAUGGUUGUAAUUCCCUUAUUAGUACAUAGAAAAUAAAGCAACUUUAUAGAAUAAAGAAAAUAAACAAUGCGUGGGUGCUAGAUAAAAAUGUGAAUGUGGCUGGGUGAUAUUCUGAACAAAAUCAUAUAAAAAGUCACCUAUUUAUUUCUAGUGAUGUAAUUUGAUUGUAACUUCACAAUAUAAUUCAACUAAACAGUUGUAAAGGGUAUAAAUUACUGAAUAUUUUGUUACCAAUCAUUUCUUUCUAUCUCACUCCAUUGAAGAGAUAUCAUAUCUUGAAACUUGCAAAAUUCUGACUGUGUUUUCCUCCAUUUUUAGUUUUUGGCACUUACAUGACUCUGGCUCGAGGCAUCUCAUAUUUCUUAGUUAAUAUAAGUUAAUACCCACAUACAACUGAUUUAUGUUGUGGAGAACUGCCUGUAGUGUUUAGUGUGUAUUAAGAGAAAGGUUAUAUUCUACCUUGAGAUAACAGUGUACAAAUAUGGUCACAGUUGAUAAAAGGAACAUUCAGAUAUUAGUCACAAUAAUUCACAAUGCAUGACUCCUGUGCACAUGGAUGUUAUAAACUGUGUGUGUGUGUGUGUGUGUGUGUGUGUGUGUGUGUGUGUGUGUGUGUGUGUGUGUGUGUGUGUGUGUGUGUGUGUGUGUGUGUGUGUGUGUGUGUGUGUGUGUGUGUGUGUGUGUGUGUGUGUGUGUGUGUGGCAUUUAUGUAUAUAAAUGACUAAUAGUUAUAAAACAAGAUAAAUUUAGCUUUUUAUACCAGAACAGGUAAUUUCUAUCACAUUAAUAUUACUUACCUGACCUGACACUUAACAUGCAUAUUAAGUGUUGUUCAUACCAGACCUUCACUCUGUGCAAUCCAGUGCAACAGUAUAAUAUAUAGUUUUGUGCAUCAGUUCAGUAUCAUUAAUUAGCUACAAAGCACAGUGCAGGAUGAUGGCUGCUGAGAAAGUUAUUCUUUGUAAUUCAGUCACACAACCCUAAAACUCCAAUACAUGACUUAAAUUUCACUCCAACUGUUUUAACAUUUGCGUACAAAUCUUAACAAUUUUGGGACAAAGAACAAUUAAAAGAAAGCUUACAUUUUGAUUACUCCAGUCAUUCAAAUUUGUGAACACAAAUUUACUAUUUUCAGUGUGCAUUUAGACUUCCAGGAGGAUUCUCAUCUUCAAGCCAGUAUAUACUCAAUACAAAACCAUUUAUUUCUUGAACAAUGAUGGACAGCUUGCAAAAAAAAAUACAGUUCUUAUAGAAAAGUAAUUUCACAAUAUAGAAAUGUAUGUUAAUUAAACAAUUUGUUCCCAUGAAAUGUAAAAUAAGAAAAAAUAAACUUAGAGUUGUGUCUCAGAGGGAUAAACAGCUCUUCUCUUGGACAAGAGACAAGAGGUGAUCCCCAUCAUGCAAGUAGAAUUAACUUUUAAAGUUACCUAUUGUAUCAGAAACAACACAUUUCUUAUAGCAGCUAUGAUUCAAAAUUUGUCUUCUCAACUGUUCUUUAAUAUAUUUGAGUAACAUUUUACAGUCGUUAAGGGUAAUAAUACUAACAACCUGUAAACCAUCCCAAAAAGAUACAAGGCAGUUCACUAAAUCCAAGCAAGGAAUACCAGACUUCCCUAGAGGAAUGUCAUGUUAAUCAGUAACAAAGUGCCUUCAUGCAUGCCAUCCCGUUCUUGUAGACAUAAAUGCAAUAAUUUGUUCAGACACGACACAGAUAUUGACUGUGCUGAAAUGUCUUGUGUGUGCCUUUUAUAAAUAAAACAUUUCCUAUGUUAUUUUGAAUUUUUCAUAAAUAAACAUCAAAUACA